CUACAGUGGGCCGUGACCCGUAACUCAGCUCACACAGUGCCGGGUUUCUGUUAGAGGUACAGAGGCCACAUGCCAACGCUCCUCCUCGGGAACUCCGGGAAGGACGAACAGCUUUCCUGCAGGAAGUGGUUGUUCUUGUGGCCCCAAGUCCUGGAGGUGAAGUGCUUCUGGUUAAAAUGAUUCAGCGAGAAACCACGCCCCCAUCAAGGAUAUCCCACCCUGCCUCGGUCCUAGGGCUCCACUUGCCAAGCACGUCUACCCCGUUAGCCUUGGCCACCACAUGCUGCCGUUCACCCGGUCAACCAUGUGGCUGGCCAUUCUGCUUGCCCUCGGCUGCCUGACUUCCGACUCCCACGGGGCACACUCCCCAGAUUUUUGUUGCAAAGAUUUGAACAUCAGUGUGAAGCCAGGAUUUCCCAAAACAAUAAAAACCAAUGACUCAGAAGUGCUUAAGGCUGCCAGGCACAGUGUGGAAAAGUUCAACAACUCCACAAAUGACAUCUUCUUGUUCAAGGAGUCCCGGGUCAGCAAGGCCCUGGUACAGGUGGUGAAAGGCCUGAAAUACAUGCUGAACAUGGAAAUUGGUAGAACUACAUGCAGGAAGACGGCGCACCCCCAUCUGGACAACUGUGACUUCCAAACCAAUCCUGCCUUAAAGCGGGUUCUACACUGCUACUCAGAAGUCUGGGUCAUCCCCUGGCUCCACAGUUUCGAGGUACCUGUUCUCCGCUGCCACUGACUUCUGCCUCUUCAGCAAGACCAGGGCUGUGAUAAACUUACACACACGUGCCCCCUACUCCUCACUUUCCACCCCAGCCUGGCCAUCCUAAAUCCGCAGGGCCUUCUUCCCAGUGAGCAGAUGGAAGAGCCAGCUGGUCAUCAGGUGACCAGGAUGGGAGAAUACAGUGCCCUCCUGGCCAGAUUAACUGUAUUCAUAUUUUCUUCUAAAAUCAAGUCUUGUGGUGCUGCACACCGAGAGUCAGGAUGUGGGCAGAGACAGGCUCCUUCGAUGGCAUUACUGGAACAUGGGCAGAGCACAGGAGGCCGUCAACAAGGCAGAAGUGUGGGGGCUCCCUGAUACCUGACUGAACAAAUUCUGUAUCCAUCUCGUGUCUACCAUUCACAUCAGACCACUGCUGAGGAGAAUGGUUUAUCAUAAAUAAAAAGCUGAUCAUCUCAAAGCAA
This is a messenger RNA of Myodes glareolus (Bank vole), 1185 nucleotides long. It is a transcript of the gene Cst7, whose product is annotated as cystatin F. Gene Ontology annotation, molecular function: cysteine-type endopeptidase inhibitor activity. Gene Ontology annotation, biological process: positive regulation of myelination; negative regulation of microglial cell activation; immune response. The record is from RefSeq and is a predicted model, not a curated record. Gene Ontology annotation, cellular component: Golgi apparatus; endoplasmic reticulum; late endosome. NCBI's taxonomy places the organism in Eukaryota, Metazoa, Chordata, Mammalia, Rodentia, Cricetidae.